Messenger RNA from Myodes glareolus (Bank vole), 1549 nucleotides. RefSeq names its product pancreas associated transcription factor 1a (gene Ptf1a). Gene Ontology annotation, molecular function: DNA-binding transcription factor activity, RNA polymerase II-specific; protein dimerization activity; RNA polymerase II transcription regulatory region sequence-specific DNA binding. The record is from RefSeq and is a predicted model, not a curated record. Lineage: Eukaryota; Metazoa; Chordata; Mammalia; Rodentia; Cricetidae. Gene Ontology annotation, biological process: developmental process; regulation of transcription by RNA polymerase II.
AGCUCCAAAAAGCGGGUCCCAGCCCUCCCCAGUGCAGCCCCAGCGCCAGCCAGAGCCAGCAGCAGCGCACUUCAGGGAGGCCCUGGGGCGGGGACCCGCAGUCUCCUCGCCUUCUCCAGUGCCAGCUCCACGAGGGAGGGGCUGCGGGACCUGCCCGAACUGCCACGGAUCUUUCAUCAAGCGUCACCCAUAGCAGCCCAGUAGUCUCCCUGGGCCUCGGCGGCGGCCGUCAUGGACGCCGUGUUGUUGGAGCACUUUCCCGGGGGCUUGGACACAUUCCCGUCUGCUUACUUCGAUGAGGAAGACUUCUUCACCGAUCAGUCCUCUCGGGACCCACUGGAGGACGGCGACGAACUGCUGGGGGAUGAGCAGGCGGAGGUGGAGUUCCUCAGUCACCAGCUGCACGAAUACUGCUACCGCGACGGCGCGUGCCUGCUGCUGCAGCCCGCGCCCUCGGCCGCCCCGCAUGCGCUCGCUCCGCCGCCUUUGGGGGACCCCAGCGAGCCCGAGGACAGCGGCAGCUACUGCUGUGAGGCAAGGGCCCCCGUAGGCGGCUUCCCCUACUCGCCCGGCUCGCCACCCUCGUGCCUUGCCUACCCUUGCACCGCGGUACUGUCCCCUGGGGCGAGGCUCCGUGGUCUGAACCGGGCGGCUGCAGCGGCGGCAGCGCGGCGACGGCGACGUGUGCGCUCCGAGGCGGAGCUGCAGCAGCUGCGACAAGCAGCCAAUGUGCGCGAGCGGCGCCGCAUGCAGUCCAUAAACGACGCCUUCGAGGGGCUGCGUUCGCACAUCCCCACGCUGCCCUACGAAAAGCGCCUCUCCAAGGUAGACACGCUGCGCUUGGCCAUAGGCUACAUCAACUUCCUCAGCGAGCUGGUGCAAGCAGACCUGCCACUGCGCGGUGGUGGCACAGGUGGUUGCGGGGGCCCAGGUGGCAGCAGGCACCUGGGUGGGGACAGCCCGGGUAACCAGGCCCAGAAGGUCAUCAUCUGCCAUCGAGGCACCCGCUCGCCCUCCCCCAGUGACCCGGAUUAUGGCCUCCCUCCUCUUGCUGGGCACUCUCUCUCAUGGACUGAUGAGAAACAGCUCAAAGAACAAAAUAUUAUCCGUACAGCUAAAGUGUGGACCCCAGAGGACCCCAGAAAACUCAACAGUAAAUCUUUCGACAACAUAGAGAACGAACCACCUUUUGAGUUUGUAUCCUGAGAAAGCUCACACCAGGCCAGCUGUGUCUUUGUGCAUAUUGUACGGUGUAAAUACUUAUAAUGUAAAUGUAAUUUAAAGAUCACAAUUUUCUAAUGGCAAUCAGCUGUGUUAUUUAUCUAUUUAUUAUUGUGUUGAGUUAAUGAAAUAGAUUGUCUCUUUUUAAAUAUAUAAUUUAUAUAAUUUAUCAUAAUAUUCUAUAAUAUGCAACAGUGGAUGAUUUUCCCCGGCACCUUUGGCAGAACUCUUGAGUUGUUGGAAGAACUCUGGUCAGAAAAUUUCAAGCUUAUUUAAAGCCAGAUCUGACUUAUUUCUACGUGUUGUUAAUAAAUGCUAUUCGCUCUUG